GGAAAGAAGCGGUUGGUUUUCGUUGUUCCAUGCCAAAGCAUGUAUUCCAUUUCCACGCUACUCCAAUAUGAGAUGAGUCCAUCUUUCUCCGCUUCCGUUCUUCAGUGCAGAAACCGCCUGGGUCAACACCAGAUAAGAGGCGUGACAUAAGCCAGCGGAUCACUCGCCCUCAAGCUCUUCUUAGUUCUUACUGAAGUCCAGUGAAGAGGAGCAGCAGCAGUGGGCAUGUCACCGGCGACGGCGAGAGGCGGUGCCCAGGAGGACCAGGCCGGCGAAGCCGGCGUGGACAAGGACGGCGCCGCCGAGGGAGGGAAGGGCACGUGGAGGCACGCGGCGGUCCACGUGGCGACGACGAUCGCCACGCCGGCAGCCUACGCUCCCUUGCCCUUUGCCCUCGCAUCCUUGGGCUGGCCUCUGGGUGUUUGCAGCUUGGUGAUAGGGACGCUGGUCACCUGGUGUUCUAGCCUGGCCGUUGCCUCGCUGUGGCAGUGGAACGGGGAGAAGCACACCAGCUACCGGCUGCUCGCACAAAGCAUAUUUGGUCCAUGGGGCUACUGGUAUGUGUCGUUCUUCCAGCAAGUGGCGUCGGUUGGCAACAACAUUGCGAUCCAGAUUGCGGCCGGCAGCAGCCUCAAGGCCGUCUACAAGCACUACUACGCCGCCGACCAUGGCGCGAUGACGCUGCAGCACCUCAUCCUCCUCUUCGGCGCGUUCGAGCUGUUUCUCUCGCAGCUUCCCGACAUCCAUUCGCUCCGGUGGGUGAAUGCUACCUGCACUGCGUCCACCAUUGGGUUUGCCGGGACAGCCAUCGGUGUCACGAUAUACGAUGGAUAUCGGGUUGACCGAAAUGAUGUUGGCUACAGCCUGCAAGGAAGCACCGGAACUAAGGUCUUCAGAGGUUUCAAUGCACUGGGCACAAUAGCCUUCUCAUUUGGUGAUGCAAUGCUGCCAGAAAUCCAGAGCACCGUGCGAGAACCGGCGACGACAAACAUGUACAAGGGUGUCUCGACGGCGUACACAUUGAUCGUCGAGUCCUACUGGACACUGGCAUUCAGUGGCUAUUGGGCAUUUGGCUCUGAAGUCCAGCCAUACAUCUUGUCCUCCCUGACUGUCCCAAGAUGGGCAAUUGUAAUGGCAAACAUAUUUGCAGUCAUUCAGAUCACAGGUUGCUUUCAGAUAUACUGCAGGCCGACAUACGCGCACUUUGAAGAGCGCAUUCAGGCGAAGAACACGGCGUACAGAGCAUGGCUGUGGCGACUGAUGUACACCUCUGCAUACAUGGCGACGAUCACCCUUGUUGCCGCCGCAAUGCCAUUCUUUGGGGACUUUGUAUCAGUUUGUGGAGCGGUUGGGUUCACCCCACUGGACUUUGUGCUGCCUGCAUUGGCAUUUCUCAAGGCCGGGAAGCUGCCCAAAAACCUGGGCCUGCGGCGUACUGUCAAGGCCCUUUGCUGCUCCGGCGCCGUCUUGUUCUCUGUCAUCGGAGUUCUUGCGUGCACUGGCGCCAUCAGAGCAAUUGCGCUCGAUGUCAAGACCUACAAGUUCUUCCAUGACAUGUGAUCAUAGUUAAGUUAUAUCAGGUUGCUCUGUGCAUCAGUUCAUUUAGAUGUAGGUUUGUUUGUGCCAGUGUUAGAUGCCAGGUAGUAAUAUGCAAUGUCAUAUACAAUAGUACAUGGGGACUCAUUUUGUAAGUUGAGUCACAUUUUUGAAACAUAUAUAGGAUCAGAAUCAAAACACAGACAUCUCAGACUUCGAUGACCACAGAAAUCGACUUACAAUUCAUGAAAAAAGAUAUCAAGAAAGCAACGAAUAAGCAUACCACUGUAAUAGAAGAACCUAGAGCAAAGCAUACAUGAUGGAUGCUGUCAUAUAAAUCAUGACAUCAUACAUAACAAUAGUGCAUUCCCUUCUAAACACAAAGUGUAGGACUAGGACACAUUAAAUUUCGUCAAGAAUUGAUUCUCAUAUUGAACUGAGCAUUCUAAGGUCCGACAACCUAGUGGUGUGAAAUCUGUCUUCUGCAAACUCCUCUGACAAUUUCAGGUCAAUGCCUGCAACAGCAUUGACACUAAACCUUUUCACCCUGUCACUGAGAAGAACUGUUAUUAUAGAGUCUGAGAUAUGGCUGGGUGCACCAGAAACAACCUUGAAGAGGGCCUCUCUUGGCAAAAUCGGCUGUGCGGUCGGUACUUACUACCAUGCCAAGGUAGUAGAUGAGAACUUCAUUCAUGUAGCCAUGUGCAUGUUCUGGAGUUUCCUCUGCUGUUCAAUUGAUGCUGGUCAACAACAGCCUAAAUUCAUCAAUCUUAGAAUUGGCCAAGGUUUGUGAGGUGAAUGAGGAGAAAGGUUUCAUGUGAAUUUGUGUCUUACUCAUAUAAAAUUGGGCUGCUGCAAAUGGUUUGAAAUAAAUUAAAUUAAAUCAUACCAGCUGGAAAACAUUUUGAAAACUGCCACUUUCCUGGUCCCAAAUGUCACUACUGCUAAAUUUGGUCUAAAUAUCAUGGUCAAGUGUCGAGACAGACACCUCCCUUUAAUAUUAGGUAGAGACAGAUAUUAAGUUAGAGAUGUGAAAGUGUCGAGAGAGACACCUCACUUUAAUAUUAGGUUAGGUAGAGAUGUGAAACACAUCUUUUACUUUUGUUAGGUAUAAAUUCAAGUUCUUUACACCCAUGUAAAUUUUCAUAGCAAAAGAGCACUGAAACUUUUUUUUGUGCACAGGGUGCAAAAUAACCAUCUCCCAUGAAAGUUUACAAACGCAAAACAGACAGUGUUCUUUCUGUAAUAUUUUGACAUUCAGAAAUUGUUUUCACCCAAGAGUGCACCAU
Messenger RNA from Triticum urartu, 2825 nucleotides. NCBI's taxonomy places the organism in Eukaryota, Viridiplantae, Streptophyta, Magnoliopsida, Poales, Poaceae. The record is from RefSeq and is a predicted model, not a curated record.